AUGGAUUACUUUGUCCUUCAGUACUUAGUUGUUACAACCUGGCCAUGUCUCUUCCUAUUACAGAUUAAUACAGUGCAAAAUAGUGGUUCUCGAGCGCCAUUGGGAGACAAGACUAACACAACUAAAGAAGGUUACAGAAUGCAACAUGCUAUCGAAUAUUCCAUUGUGUUUCCUAUGUAUAUGUUAUAUCGAUUUUUUUUAAAACUAUCACCAGUUGAUGCUAAAGACCACAAGAGGGAAAAGGAUAGAGCUCGAUGGCAUGCAAUGUCCCAAGAACAGAGGGAUGAAAAAAAAAGAGGCGACAUCGAGGCCAGGGAAGGGAAGCCGCAAGGAUGGGAGCAGGAGGCACGGCCGUCGCCGGCCGGCGAGAUGCAGCUUCCGGAGAGUAGUGAGUGCGAGGGGAACGGGAACGGGAAUGACGGCGACGCUUGCUGGGCUGUUUCAGUGGGCCGACAAACUGUUACUCUUAAUGGUCCAAAUGCCCUGUUCUUCUUGUUUGAGCCGGAUACUCAAGGUUUCUUCAAUGGCGGAGAAAGAAAGCCCAUAGGGCUGGCAGUGUAA
This is a messenger RNA of Miscanthus lutarioriparius, 561 nucleotides long. The record is from the annotation of a GenBank genome assembly. NCBI's taxonomy places the organism in Eukaryota, Viridiplantae, Streptophyta, Magnoliopsida, Poales, Poaceae.